UUCAGCGAUCAAAAGUGGACCCACCGGCACGGUUUACACCGCCACACUGCGGUUGUUAAUGCGAUCAGAAUGCUGGUGAACUUCACGAUGAAAAGGGUUGUGGUUGUGAUUGUAGUAUUUGUAGGAGUUUUGUUAUGUAGCAUAGCAGACGCAGUUCGUGGAGUUUCAGUGUCCUGCAUGGUGGCAUACGAAGAAGGUGGGGUCCGUGCUGUAUUUAGUUCACCCGAGUGUCCUCAAUGGGUUUUAUGUGCCGAGCCUUCUAAAAACAUGUCGAAGAAUUGCCAAUUCGCCACCCUUCAGGGACAUAGAAAGUAUCAAGAAGAUCGUGUUACAUGCAAUCUUGAUAUGAAACUACCAUUUUCAGGUGAAGGUGGGCCCGAGGAGAUUACUAUUGGUAUUGCAGCUAUAUUUGAUGGCCAUGGAGGCGAGGAAGCCAGUGAGAUGGCUUCGAGAAAACUUUCAGGUUAUUUUUUGAUUCACUCUGUGUUUAUCGCAUACAAGCGAGCACUUUCGGGCGACAAAGAGAAUCACGUGCCAUUGAUUGGUCAUCGUUCGCUUCCAUCAAUUUUAGAGGAAGCAUUAUUGAGAACAAUUCAAGACAUCGAUACAGAGUUUUCAAAGGAAGCUUUUGAAAGACGAUGUGUUUCGGGGUCUACUGCCACCAUUGUUCUAUUGGUUAACGGCGAAUUUCUGAUUGCCAAUGUUGGUGAUUCAAAGGCAAUUCUCUGCUCUAAAAAAGGAUCUUCACUGGGAGAAGUUUAUGCUGAGGAACUGACAAAAGAUCACCACCCGGAUAGAGAGGAUGAAAAAACCCGAAUCGAAGCAGCUGGAGGAUUCGUUACCAAAUCUAGCAUUCCACGUGUCAACGGUGUAUUGGCCGUGUCCAGAGCUAUCGGCGAUGUUUUUUUGAAAAGAUAUGGUGUUACAGCUGAACCCGAAGUCACUGGUUGGAGACCUUUUAGCCCUGAAGACAUGUACCUGGUGGUAGCUUCGGAUGGUAUCUUCGAGACAUUGAAUUCUCAGAAUGUGUGCGAUCUUCUAGACGACAAGGCAUCUUCGUCCUCAUUGUCGGACCGGAUAGUUCGCUCCGCAUUUAGAACAGGCAGCACAGACAACCUAUCAGUUAUUGUGAUUUCUGAUCUUCAUAAUUGACACAGAGAGCAGAUAAAUCACGAGAGCAAAAUUAGUGCUCAAAAUCGGUAGUGAUUUCAUUUGAUCCUGGCCCAGAGUUCCAUUUUUCAGAGGGCCAGCUUCCACUAUAACUGUUUCGUAGUUUUAUCCGAUGUGUUUAUCCAUAUUCGGUGAUUCCAUUUUAAAUGAACUCAUAUGUAAAGGAAUAGUACUCUGUUUAUCCAUACAAAUUGUGUUUUACAAAAGUAAAACCGGCUCAAAUAAAAUUGACUCUGUUUAUCCUGGAAUUUUAUUAUCUCUUUUGGUGAUUGAAGUUUGUGGCUGAGGAAGCAAGUUAGUGGCAGACUGACAGUUUGGCCAGCCGUACGCCACUACAGCCGCUCUGCUCACAUCCGAAAAAACCCCAAAAUUUGAAUUAGGGACAAUGGCUGAAGUGGUGAAGGCAACGGUGACUAUGAGGCUGCCACCACAGAGCACAACUGCGAGUUAUCGGUCAGCCACCAAUGGCCCUCAUCGAUGAGCUUUUGGUGGGUGGCUUUGAAUAUCUGCCCCGUGGUCUGGCCUUCUUUAUUGUAGCGGACAAAGUGCCAUCGAAUUCUUCACAAACUGCACCAAAUUAACCAGAAAAUUUAUGGGGUAAUUUCUCUUGAUCACUAUAUAAGAAAUUUCAUGAAUAUAUGUAUGUAUUUACCUUGUACCAUUUGACUUCCAUAUGCAUAUGCAAUGCAGCUUCUUGGAUUCGCCAAGGUUGACGAUCUCCAUGAAGGCUUGCCGCAAUGUGCAACACACUAUUGCCAUCGUUGUCCACUUCGCCAAAUAAGUUUUCUCGAGAUUCCGAGCGUCCAAUUAGGUUCGUUGAGUGCAGAUUUUAUCCAUCACUGCUUGUUCAUUAUUUUUGUCAACCAUCAAAAUAAACUUUUCUUUC
This is a messenger RNA of Erythranthe guttata (spotted monkey flower), 2056 nucleotides long. The record is from RefSeq and is a predicted model, not a curated record. NCBI's taxonomy places the organism in Eukaryota, Viridiplantae, Streptophyta, Magnoliopsida, Lamiales, Phrymaceae.